Molecule: messenger RNA, 2894 nt
Organism: Tribolium castaneum (red flour beetle)
Lineage: Eukaryota; Metazoa; Arthropoda; Insecta; Coleoptera; Tenebrionidae
Gene: pnut
Product: peanut
Exons: 2
Coding region: 742-2514 (590 amino acids)
Biological process (GO): cilium assembly; cytoskeleton-dependent cytokinesis; intracellular protein localization
Cellular component (GO): septin ring; septin complex; cell division site
Molecular function (GO): GTP binding; molecular adaptor activity; GTPase activity
Source: RefSeq, a predicted model, not a curated record
AAAUUGAAGAUGAUUUUGCGCACUCAUCCGAAAUUAGGAUCUUGACCACACUCAAAACAGUGGGACAACAAAAUGAUCAUCAGACUUUGAAUUCGUAAAAAAUGUGUUUUUUUGAAUGAAACAUCGUGUCCGUCGACAACGUACAAGCCCCGGUUUAAAAAUAAACCCACAAAGGGGUCCCAGUGCUCAAAUCAAAGCCGAACACACUGUAUUAUUCGAAAUAAGGACCGGUUUAUUUUUCCUGUGGAAUUACGUUGCACGUGCAACAAAACCGAUUAUGAUUCAAAACGUGUCUCAUUAGAAAAAUAUCGCCAUUGGUUUUGCGAAAUGUGCGUGAUGUGUGCCUUCAUUAUCGAUUUCUGUCCCUUGCCGAGCUGUGCGCAGAACGACAAUUCGCCCCAAACGCUCCACAACUCCUCUGGUCGAUUGCACCUUUUUCCCACUACGGCGACUCGCUCGCCCCCCCACAGCCCCGCCAAGCCUCGCCAUCUGGCUUCAACAACAAGCAAACCAAAGUUGAAUUCAACUCGUUUCGGAGUGACGGUGACCCGCAUGUGCUGCUACUGAUAAUAGUGAUAAAACGGUGGAAAGUUGUACGUUAUCGGUGGAGCGGAAGAGACGCCACGGGCGUGGCUGACCAAGCAAACAUUACUCAUACCCGGCAUCCAACUGUCAAUUUGACAUCACAAAUCGCGAAGUGAAUAACAAUGGCAGUGUAGGUCCACUAGGUGUUUUACCACAAUGAGUGCCAACAAUGUGAAUGCUCAACCUGCCCCUACCACCCAAGCCACCGCCACCAUCAAGUCCAGACCCAACAUCAUGCCCAGCAGCUACUUGUACACUUCUAGCAGUGCCCUUCUCAACCGCAACGCUGAGAACAAACCCACGCCGCCGCCCACCCUCCCCAAGUACACCUCCAGCUUCAAUGCCGGGAGCGGUCUCAACCGGGACAGGGACAAGGACAGCAUCGGGGGUUCCUACCGCCUCUCAAGCCUGGACCGACUAGCCAUGAGGCAGAAAUUCAUGGACCAGCAAAGCCCCACAAAUGGCACCAUCACCACCCAAACAAAUGGCAGUGAAGCCACUUCAAUCCAAACCAAACGAGAGAUGUUCUUCACUUCAACCACCGACACGAAGGACUCCAACAGGGUUAAACCGCCAGAACCCCCGGCCAAGACACCCCCAGAACAACCGGCCAAAGAAGACAGCAAGGAAUCCACCCCUGAGAUUGUCAAGGAACGGCCUAAACUCAAAGAACUGGACGGUUACGUCGGCUUUGCCAAUCUACCGAACCAGGUGUACCGAAAGGCCGUGAAGAAGGGCUUCGAGUUCACCCUCAUGGUGGUGGGGGAGUCAGGCUUGGGCAAAUCCACCCUAAUCAACUCGAUGUUUCUAACAGAAAUCUACAACGCCACCGACUACCCUGGGCCCACCCAGCGCCUCAAGAAGACAGUCGCCGUGGAGACCACCCGAGUCAUGCUCAAGGAAAACGGCGUAAACCUCCUCCUCACCAUGGUGGACACUCCCGGCUUCGGCGACGCCGUCGACAACAGCAACUGCUGGGCCCCCAUCAUCGAAUACAUCGAGUCCAAAUACGAGGACUACCUGAACUCUGAGGCCCGCGUCACCCGGAAACAAAUCCCCGACCAGCGGGUCCACUGCUGCUUGUACUUCAUCCAACCGUCGGGACACGGCUUAAAAUCCCUCGAUAUAGAGUUUAUGAAGCGUUUGUGUGAUAAAGUGAACAUUAUUCCCAUAAUAGCAAAGGCCGACACGCUCACAUCCGACGAAUGCGCCCUCUUCAAGAAGCAAAUCCUGAACGAGAUCGCCCAGAACAAGAUCAAAAUCUACGAGUUCCCCGACACGUCCGAAGACGACGAGGAGCACAAGCUGAACAAGUCGCUGAAGGAGCGCGUGCCGUUCGCUGUGGUGGGCUCGAACACGGUCAUAGAAGUGGACGGGAAGAAGGUGCGCGGCCGGAAGUACCCCUGGGGGAUCGCCGAAGUCGAGAACUUGGAACACUGUGAUUUUAUCGCACUUCGCAACAUGAUCAUACGCACACAUCUCCAGGACUUGAAGGACGUCACCAAUAAUGUGCACUACGAGAAUUACCGUUGCCGCAAGUUGGCCGGUUUAGGGGUGGAUGGGAAGCCGUCCCGGAUUUCGAACAAAAAUCCACUGGCGCAGAUGGACGAGGAGAAGCGCGAGCACGAUCUCAAGAUGAAGAAGAUGGAGGCGGAGAUGGAGCAAGUGUUUGAAAUGAAGGUUCGUGAGAAGAAGCAAAAGCUGAAGGAUAGUGAGGCGGAACUGACGAGGAGACACGAGGCGACGAAGAAGCAGCUGGAGCAGCAAGCCAAGGAGUUGGAGGAGAAGAGGAGGCAGUUCGAGAUGGAGAAGGAGCAGUGGGAGAAGGAGAACCAAAUCACGGUGGAGGAGCUGCGUCGGAGGUCGCUCGAAGGGAGCAGGGAGGCCGUCGAUGGCAAGAAGGAGAAGAAGAAAAAGGGACUUUUCUAACACUGAAUGUAUAGUUUUGGUGUGGUACCUUCUUAACUUCAUGGUAAUUUCUUUAAUUAAGUGACUUUAACGGCAGAGAUAGUUUCGUCUAGUGAGACUCCCGCAAUAGAUUGAGAAAUUAUGUUUUCAAAUACACAACUGCCAUUAAAAUAGCGUAAUUGUCUACGUGCCGAUUUACUAUUUUUUACCAUGAUUACUUGUGAGCUGUUUAGAUCGUACAUUAAGAGAUAAUGAAUGGGAAUUAUUUAACUUAUAUAAAUAAAAUCAAUUAUUUGAACAGAAGUGUCUUUUCGUGACAUCUUGCUUGGAAGCAAUGUGCCAUUAUUUUUUUUUAUUUUUAUUUACUUGUAUUAACUGUAAAAAUAAAUUCUUUUCUGACA